This is a messenger RNA of Miscanthus lutarioriparius, 2208 nucleotides long. Lineage: Eukaryota; Viridiplantae; Streptophyta; Magnoliopsida; Poales; Poaceae. The record is from the annotation of a GenBank genome assembly.
AUGACAGAUGCCAACUCAUCAUUCACCGGAGGUGCUCAGUUGCAGCCAAGUAGAAGCAUGAAUACUGAUUCAUUCAUGCGUGUUCCAGCGUCCCCAAUAUCAUUUUCAUCAAAUAACAUCUCUGGCUCCUCAGUCAUUGAUGGCUCCAUUGUGCAGCAAAGUCCACCCCAAGACCAGGUACAAAAGCGGAGAUCUUCAAGUGUAACAUCACAUCCCAUGAUUGAGGCCAAUGGUGCAUUGCAUGCUCCAAAGAAAUCAAGAAUUGAUGUUAGGCAAGAUGAACUGCAGCAACAGCUGAUUCAGCAGCUGCUCCAUGGUCAGAGUUCCCUUCAUCUCCAGGGGCAACAGAACCCACAGCUUCAAGCUUUGAUCCAGCAGCAUAAACUAGCACAGUUGCAGCAGAGGCAGCAGCAGUUGUUGCAACCGUUUGCUCAGAUACAACCAUCUCAAAUUGGCAUUUCUCGUCAGCCUCAGCUUAGGCCACCGCUAGCACAGCCGGGAAUAGCUGGACCUAUUAGGACUCCUGUCGAUACUGGGCUUUGUUCCCGAAGGCUAAUGCAGUAUUUAUAUCACAAGCGUCAUUGUCCAGAGAAUAAUCCCAUAACAUAUUGGAGGAAGCUUGUUGAGGAAUAUUUUGCACCACGAGCAAGAGAGAGAUGGUGUGUGUCGUCUUACGAUAAGAGAGCGAACGCUUCAGUUUCUACUCCACAAUCAGCUCAGGACACAUGGCGAUGUGACAUAUGCAAUACACAUGGUGGAAAAGGAUAUGAGGCUACCUAUGAAGUGCUUCCUAGACUCUGUCAAAUUAGAUUUGAUCAUGGUGUUAUAGAUGAAUACCUAUUCCUUGACGUGCCCAACGAAUUCCGGUUGCCUAAUGGACUAAUGCUGCUGGAGCAUACAAAAGUUGUUCAAAAGUGUGUUUAUGAACACCAACAUGUUACACAUGAGGGGCAUUUGAGAAUCAUAUUCACACCAGAAUUGAAGAUCAUGUCAUGGGAGUUCUGUUCACGACGACAUGAAGAGUAUAUCACUCGCCGGGUUCUGGCACCACAGGUCAAUAAUUUGCUACAGGUUGCCCAGAAAUACCAAGCGGCUGCCAGUGAAAGUGGUCCUGCUGGGGUUUCAAACAAUGAUGCACAAACCAUUUGCAACAUGUUUGUGACUGCAUCACGGCAACUAGUGAAGAAUCUGGAGCAGCACACCUUGAAUGAACAUGGUCUUUCUAAACGAUAUGUUCGCUGCCUGCAGAUAUCGGAGGUGGUGAAUCACAUGAAGGACUUGAUUGAGUUCACCAACAAAAACAAUCUUGGUCCUAUAGAGGGCCUGAAGAAUUAUCCAAAACGAAAUGUACCAAAGCUUCCAGGACAGAAUUCGCAUGAGGCAAAACAAAUAACGGCUGCUGCUGGUCUUCCCAAUGACCAGAACAACACCAAAGUUAUGGGUGUCAAACAAGAAAUAAGCGCUCAUGUGGACAACGGAACUUCUGUUGCUGGAGCCAUUGGUAAUAGUACUCCACAGAAUGCUGCAACACUAAACAGUUACCAGAAUUUACUCAGAAGCUCCAGUGCAAAUCAGAGUCUUCUUCAGCAGGAGGCAUCCAGUGUCUUCAAAGGUCCUGCUGCAAUGUACAAUGGCAUGCAGCUGGAAGCAUCUAGAUCCUUCCGUGGACUGAACCAAGUACAGCUAGCACAAUUCCAAUAUUCUGGGUCAUUUCAGCACCCACUGCCUCAGCACAACAAUCUCCAGGGCUUGGGAGUGCAAAAUAAUCACCAGGGCUUGGGUGCGAGCCCACAGUAUCAGCAGCAUGUUUUAAAUCAGCUGCUUCAAGAAGUUAAGAACACUAACAGCCGCACAUUGCCACAGCAACCACCUCCAGACACCCCUAAUGUAAGCAGCGGUAUCACAUCAGGAGGUGCUAACACCAACAGUGCUGCUACCAGAGAGCAGGCACAGCGCAUCAAUAACAGCGCAGUAAAGGAUGCAGCUACGGUCGGUACCGGGCCUAGUAAUGUGAUCAACAACAGCACAGCCAGCAUUGCCCCCAGCAGAAGUAACAGUUUCAAGUCGGUAAGCAGCAAUCCAGCCGCUGCCGCCGCUGCUGGAGGCAAUGCCGCGACUUCGAAGGCUGAGCCCUUCCACGAAUUUGAUGACUUCGAGCAACUCCUCACUAAUGAAUUGGUGGGAAACGAGUUCUUGUGGGACAAUUGA